AGCCAAAAUUGACGUCAACUUAAGUUAUCCUGUGCAAAAUUUUUGUUCCCAAUCCUUUAAACAUUAUUUACAAUAAAAAUGCACUUAAAUGAAUCAAGGCACAUUCCCCAAAGCUGAAAGCGUAAAGCACUUAUAGCAAGUUACUUCGCUUCUGCAAGUACUUAAGAUCCGAAUAUGUCUUCACCGUCCGACGAGGAAAUUAACGAUGAAGCAAAAGAGGAAAUACCUUCGACUGAAGUCCCAACCACAGAGUCCGAUUUAAAACCUGCGGACGCCACAUCCUCAACAAUCGCCACGGGCUCGGUCUCCGCCUCAUCACCUAGUAGCCCCAGCAGCCCUAGCAACGAUACCAGCAACAGCGCCGAUGCAUCGGGCUCCGGGUCCAGCAGCUCCGUCAAGAAGUCAUCUGACAACGUAGACGCCUCCGGCAGCACGGAGGCAACAGGGACGUCAAGCAGUACGUCACCCACAUCUGGGAGUGGAACGGGGACCACGGGAGACAGCGGAGAGGGCGGGUCAGACGAUGCUGACAAAACGGCCGCGGACGACGGAGACCAGGAAGACGCUGCGGAGGAUGAGCCGCCGCCUCCGCCACCGCGGCCCAAGAGCGUCAAGAAGUCCCGACCGCCGCCGCAGGCGCCGCCAGCAGGCGGUAGUGGCGCGACGGACCCGAAGGGAGACGUCUCCAUGCAGUACGAGCAGAAGUUUAAGAGCAUCCUUCACAGGAGGCGGUUGGAGGAAGAAGCGAAAUGCGCCGAACAGAACAAGGAUAAACCAACCAUCGAAGAGCUGAACUCGUACUUCAAAGCGUGGCACAUGAACGACCGCGAGAAGCGGAGAGCGAUUCCCAGGUCGCAUGACAAGGCCAAGAAGCGGCGCCAGGAGGAGGUGCGCCAGACCAAGGCGCAGGAGGCGUUCUGCACGUGGCUACGCUACAAGAAGCAGCAGAUGAAGAUGGAGCGGUGCCGCUGGCGGCUGCAGUGCAAGGAACGCCGCCAGCUGGUGCAGAAGCGGUCGCGCGCCGUCAGCGAGGCUGCCUACCAGCAGUGGCUGGCAUCCAAGCGGCAGCACUGCCAGCCGACCCGACGCGGCUCGGCGCCGCCGGUGGUGUAUAUGCGUGACAUGUCCACCCUGAACGCGCGCUCGUACCGCGCCGCCAUGGCCGACCGCCGCUGCGAGCGGCGCUGCGCCAGCGCCUGUGAUCGUCGUCGGCCGGACGAGUACGUCGACGUGGAGAACGUCUACUGCCCCGAACACAAGACCGAGUACCGUCUGGAGACGAAACGGACGCGCACCGGCAGCUGUUACCGGCUCACUAGCGUGCGCAAGCUCGACAUCUGAGACGGC
Molecule: messenger RNA, 1347 nt
Organism: Pollicipes pollicipes
Lineage: Eukaryota; Metazoa; Arthropoda; Thecostraca; Pollicipedomorpha; Pollicipedidae
Product: hepatoma-derived growth factor-related protein 2-like
Exons: 2
Coding region: 175-1341 (388 amino acids)
Source: RefSeq, a predicted model, not a curated record